AAAUUCAUUUAACUUGAUUAAUUUGAAAUGUGUACGGCAUCACCUAACAAGCUUGAAAGGUUAUCGCAUGAAUAUUUCGUUUCAUCGCUUAGAACUUGGUGUAAUUCUCAAAAUGACCAGACAAAGACUUUAAAUCUAGUAAAAUCGGAAUGGGUUAAUAGAAUUACGAAUAAAUUAACCUCCACAUCUAAAGUUGAUUUAAUGAAACUAAUGACAUUAACUGGCCUUUAUGAGGUUGAAUUAGACUUUAUAAAACUCUCGGUUCCAACCCUAAUUUACUUUUCAACUCUGUAUAACAGUGGAUAUGGCUGUGAAGACUCUUGCUUACUACUUACUGAGUGGUCCAAUAACACUAACACAGAUGUUAGUUUACAGUUAAACUCUGGUGAAUUCGUGUAUAACCCAAUUUAUAUUAACCGUGAAAGGUUCAAGAAUUUAUUGUUGAAGAUGUUAAAUUCUCCAUCUAGAGAUAAGAGAAUUAGAAGAAUACAGAUAUAUUUAUCUAAUCCAGACUCUUUUGACCAUACUAACAUGGAUUUAUUAUUAAGCACUUGUGAAGAACACAGUCCAAGUUCUAUUUCCCAGCUAUCAAACUCUACUAAAGACUCAAAAUUAGUGCCCAAAUCACCUAAAUCUACGCCUAAUCCUAACCCUAAUUCAUCAGUUUUAACGCCAAAUUCAAGUAAAAUACUUGAAUUACUUGACCAAUCUAAGCUUCCAAAGCUCUUCAUCGAGUAUAUCGAACCCACCAAAGGAUUAUUCAAACUCUAAUCUAAUGUACUUUAAA
Messenger RNA from Theileria parva strain Muguga, 787 nucleotides. RefSeq lists its product as uncharacterized. Bases 28 to 771 code for a protein of 247 amino acids. NCBI's taxonomy places the organism in Eukaryota, Apicomplexa, Aconoidasida, Piroplasmida, Theileriidae. The transcript has a single exon. The record is from RefSeq and is a predicted model, not a curated record.